Molecule: messenger RNA, 1829 nt
Organism: Eruca vesicaria subsp. sativa (arugula)
Lineage: Eukaryota; Viridiplantae; Streptophyta; Magnoliopsida; Brassicales; Brassicaceae
Source: the annotation of a GenBank genome assembly
AUUUGUCACUAGGCGCUUUUCCCGUUCCCUCUUUGCCAAGGCUCUAAAGCAAAUCCAUAUUUUUCCGGCGAGAAAUUUGGCACUGUCUCUCCAAGUGCAGAAAGAUCAAUGGGGGGAGUUAGGUUAUCGCUUCUCAAGUCAAUGUACAGAUCUUCAACAAGAACCUCCUCCUCCUCGUUGUCUUCUUGUAAAACUCUCUCAAGCAGACCUUUCUCGAGACUAGCUGAAUAUGCUGCUAAUGAUGUGAGACCAGUAAAGCCAUCCCCUUUCAGUCAUGCUAGGGCCAUUGGUUCCGGAUACCCUCUUUAUGGGUCUUCUUACUCCACCCCUUUAUUUGCACGAGCUUUCAGCUCUGGCACUGGUGAUGGCGAUUGGGUUCACAAGGCCAAGGAUGUGUUGCAUUCUGGUGUUACUAAGGCUAAAGAAGUCUCUGACGAGCUCACUCCUCAUUUUCAACAAUUAAUUGACUCCAACCCUUAUCUUAAAGAUGUCAUGGUCCCUGUCUCUCUCACCAUGACUGGUACUUUGUUCGCUUGGGUUGUCAUGCCUACCGUUUUCAGGAGGUUUCACAGAUAUUCUAUCCACAGCUCUUCUGCUUUGCUUCCACAAGGCUUCUCUAUUGAUGAUCUUCCCUACGAGAAAAGCUUUUGGGGUGCUUUGGAGGAUCCUGCUCGCUACUUAAUCACCUUCACUGCUUUUGCACAAAUUGCGUCAAUGGUGGCCCCAACAACAGUAGCAGCUCAGUAUUUUUUCCCGGCAUUGAAGGGGGCAGUCAUCCUCUCUUUGGUCUGGUUCCUACAUCGCUGGAAAACCAACGUGAUUUCUAGAGUCUUGUCUGCUAAGAGUGUUGCUGGGCUUGACAGGGAGAAGAUAUUGACUUUGGACAAAGUAUCAUCUGUUGGUCUCUUUGCAAUCGGUUUAAUGGCUUCUGCUGAAGCUUGUGGGGUAGCUGUUCAGUCUAUCUUGACUGUUGGUGGAGUUGGAGGAGUGGCCACUGCUUUUGCUGCAAGAGAUAUCCUUGGGAAUGUGCUAAGUGGUCUGUCCAUGCAAUUCUCAAGGCCUUUCUCCAUGGGAGAUACGAUUAAAGCUGGAUCAGUAGAAGGCCAAGUGGUUGAGAUGGGGCUUACAACAACAUCCUUGUUGAACGCCGAAAAAUUUCCAGUCUUGGUACCUAAUUCCUUGUUUUCCAGUCAGGUGAUUGUGAACAAGUCACGAGCUCAGUGGCGUGCGAUAGCAUCCAAGAUCCCACUGCAGAUAGAUGACUUGGAUAAGAUCCCUGAAAUAUCAGAAGAGAUAAAGGAAACGUUGAGGUCAAACCCAAAAGUAUUCUUAGGGAAAGAAGCUCCUCAUUGUUACUUAUCCCGAGUGGAAAAAUCAUUUGCUGAACUCUCCAUUGGAUGCAAUCUUAAAUACAUGGGGAAAGAGGAGCUUUAUGCAACACAACAAGAAGUUCUUCUUGAGUCGGUCAAGAUUAUAAAGAAGCAUGGUGCGUCAUUGGGUACCACCUGGGACAAUUCUACAACAGCUUGAGUGAUCAUCUGGUAAAGACGAAAGGAAAAAUGCUGAUCAAACAUGGGUUCUUUUGGAUCAUUACAGGAAAAAUACGUAUUUGCCUUUUUGACUGUAGAGAGGGUUACAAAAAUAUUUGUGUAAAGGAAAAAAAACCCAAAGCAACCUGUUUUCGAGCUGAGGAUUUGUUUUUGUUUUUAAAUCACAAUCUUUUUAAGCCACACCGACACGUAUGAGAAAUUUGGAAGCUUUGUUUUUUUAAAGAAAAAGUCUUUUGUGUGUAUACGUUUACAAAGCAGAUGAUCCUUUCUUACAGAGAU